Caenorhabditis remanei is the source of this 570-nucleotide messenger RNA. RefSeq lists its product as uncharacterized. Bases 1 to 570 code for a protein of 189 amino acids. NCBI's taxonomy places the organism in Eukaryota, Metazoa, Nematoda, Chromadorea, Rhabditida, Rhabditidae. The transcript is spliced from 2 exons. The record is from RefSeq and is a predicted model, not a curated record.
AUGUUCGCCCGACCUCCCAUGAAUGACAAAAAACGGGGAAUGUCUGGACAUCACUCUAAGUGUUGUCUCCAUGACCGUAUUGUCUCUGAGACCCCGUCGGCUUGUGAGGUUAAUCUUGAGUUCAAUGACUCAAAGGAUCCAAUUGUUGUCCGAGAUGCGACAAUUAUUAAGAAACUUGGAAAUAUUCAUAAAGUUCUAGAGGCUAAUAAUGCCGAUUGGGAAACCACUAUUGCAAAUGUUUUAGUGAAGAUUCCAUUCAAAAGAGAUCUUGGAGACUUCCUCAUCAGAUACCUCCAGAAGCAUGAGAAAGUGUCAAAGUGCGAAGGACGAAUUACAGUUAUCGAUUAUCCAGAAGCCAGCGAAAAGAGUAUCGAUGAGUUGAAGGAGAUCAUCCAAUUCGCCCACUUCAUGAAGUGUUUCGAUUUUAUGAACUGUGUGGUACUCAGCAUUGAGAAGAAGCUUUUUGGACAGUGGAUUAUGAAUCCGGAUAGGAGUGCACCAUUCAAUCCAGAUGAGGGAGGAUGGAUUCUUCCUCCAAACGUCAUUGAGGAGGAAACUUUUAUUUUCUGA